UUUGAAUUUUAUUGUUUUACAGAUGACUAGGUUAUAAAAAUGUGGUUAAAAAAGAGAAAACCAAAUUCACAAACGACGAUAGAAGUCGGGGAACAUGACCAAGAUUCUAGAAGUAGUAUGAACGUUGUUUCCGCGUCACAGGUAUCUCUGCGCCGAAAACUGUCACUAGCCCAGUCCUUCUCUCAAAGAGUGGUCACAGAAACUCCUCAUCUCGAUCCAAGAACAUCUGAUACCUCCUGGGGGCCAUCUGUAGGACAAAGGGCUGAUGAUAAAACGUUUGAAGAUGACGAAGGAGACGAAAUUACAGAAGCAGAACUUCAGCGUAAGCGAAGUAGAGUUAUAGAACGUGAAAUGAGAAAUGUACGAGCUGAAAUGGGCUGUUUUGCACUAUUUUGGUUUGACUUUAAGACAUGGUAUAGACGCUGGAAACAUAAAACAUGUGAAAACCCGUUUCUUCGUUCAUAUAUAAAACAUAUAGAAAGAAAUUUUGGUUCUGGAAUUGGUGCCAUGUUUCUAUUUAGUCGCUGGAUCAUUAUGUUAAACGUGCUCCUGAUAGUAAUGUGGUCGAGUUUUGUUGUGAUUCCAAUGGCCAUUAAUUUUAACUACGGUAGUUUGGUCGAGCCUUUUGCCUUCAGGAAUAUAGUAGAUGGAAAAGGACCAAUAUCAAAGUCUUGGGUAUUUUAUUGUGCCUAUGUACCUAGUUUUAAAGCGAAUGGUGGAUUUUUAACAGAUUUUUAUUAUCAUAUAGGAUUAGCGUAUCUCAUCACUAUACUUCUAACUUUCUUUGGGGGUCUAUUUAUCAUCCUCAGAAACAUGGCGAUGGCUCAACAACCUAGUCCGUCAGCUUCAGCCAAUAGCAGGUAUCUUUUUGCCUUCAUACUGUGGUCGUCUUGGGAUCAUUCUAUUACUUCAAAAGAAGCGGCUAAUAAUCUCCGAAAGGGAAUUACAAGCGCUUUAAAGGAUAAUAUGUAUCAAUCGAAGGCGGAGAAACAGAAAGUGUUAAAGAAAAAAGAGAAAUGUUUGUUAAUAAUGAGACGUGUUAUAGCUUGGGUGAUUACACUUAUAUUAGUUGGUGGCGGAUGUGCAGCUAUUACAUACUUAGUUCUCUUUGUGAAUAUGGCUACAAGUAAUAAAAUAUAUGUUAGCAAUAUAACAGUAAAAUGGGUAGAUCUAACUGCUGAUACUGAUUUUCUACGUACCUAUGUAUUACCUAUAGCUUUUAGUGUGAUCAACAUGAUUGUACCAUUCUUUAUAACUAGGAUUCCAAAAAUAGAACAGUAUAAAACAGGCCAAUCAGAGUUAAAUGUCACUAUAGGAAGAAUAUUUUUAUUACGAAUGGCCAAUCUGUUUGCCCUUAUAAUGUCUUUGUAUAGUAUGACAUCAACAUCAUCUUCCAGUUUGACUGACACUGGAUUGUGUACAGGAACUGUUAUAGGCCAAGAAAUAUAUAAACUGGUUGUCAUGGAUACUAUAAUACACACACUGGUCAAGUUAAUUAUAUCAUUUGGAAUGUAUUACUGGAAGAAAGUAAAGACAGAAUUCGACAUUCCAUCCGCCGUAUUGGUACUCAUCUACAGACAGGCUUUAAUAUGGAUAGGAACUAUGGUGUGUCCUGUACUACCAAUAGUGGGGCUUUUCUCAGCUCUCAUAUUUUUCUUUCUAACUUACGGUAUCGUGCGUCAUACAUGUAAACCACCCAUAAAAAGAUGGCGACAGAGUAGACGAACAUUUUUCUUUAUGAGUUUUUUGCUGUUAUCGUUACUGUGUGUUAUUAUUCCCGUCUCUAUCAUUAUAGGAAGUACCAAAGUAAACCUAGGCACCACAAGUAAUACUAAUGUUUUAUUGGGACCAUUUCGAUCCAGUGUUCAACCUACUUCGGCAUAUUCUUUAUUUGCUAACAGUCUAUCUGUUUAUUGGUUGAGAGAUUUUCUACUAUGGAUGAUAUCAAAUACAGUUGUUUUACCUGUUUUCCUUAUACUAGUAUCUGUGUUGGGAUAUCAGAAAAUGAGAUUAACUGGAGUAGAGAAUUAUAGUUUAAUUUUACAAGCUGAAUUACAACAGGAAAGGGAAGACAACAAAAAAUUGGUGAAAAAAAUCCAAGAGUCAAUGCUGUAAAAUAUGUAAUUUGCCCGAGUUAGAACAUAGCAGGAUUUUAAAGAUGUGUUUCUUGAUAAUCUGGAAUAAUUUAGAGAUGGCGAGAGGAAAUAUGGAUCCCACGUAAGAUAAUCCAACUGAUAAAAGACUUUGACAUUCAAUGUUUUAUGGAUUAGAAAUUCGUCUUUGUUGAUCAGUUUUAAGGCAUGGGAAGUCGACUCAACUAAAAAAUGAAAUGUAGCACUGAUAGAGGCAGGUGAACAGGACAUGUACAGUUCCUUACUGUUCAAAAAGAUCAAUGUAUUUCAUUGGGGGAUUUAUUAUAGUAUGUUGUUCCAUGGGCAAGGUAGAUAAAUACCCACUUAACAAUACAAAUCAACAUAUGAAACUUGUUUAAUAGACAAUUUAAUUAUUUUACUCAAAUCGGAGAGUUCGUGUCAUUCUAAAACAUAUAUAAACUACAUCAUGGAUCAUUAACUAGGUCAGCAUUAUGUAAUUAUGUUUAAAUGACAUUCUAUGUUGUUUAUGUUUGUUAAAUUUAUAUACAUGUAUAUAUAUAUAUAUUGUCCUUACCUUGAAUUUGACAUAAUUUGUGUUAUAACUUCUUAAGCGGAAGUAAAUUAUUGUGACUGUAUUGUUAUACAAUAGUUAGUGUGUUUAUUUGGUAGCUAAAAUAAUAACUAUACAUUUUGUAAUCAAAUA
This is a messenger RNA of Patella vulgata (common limpet), 2796 nucleotides long. RefSeq names its product transmembrane channel-like protein 1. The record is from RefSeq and is a predicted model, not a curated record. Bases 40 to 2115 code for a protein of 691 amino acids. Gene Ontology annotation, cellular component: plasma membrane. Gene Ontology annotation, molecular function: mechanosensitive monoatomic ion channel activity. NCBI's taxonomy places the organism in Eukaryota, Metazoa, Mollusca, Gastropoda, Patellidae. The transcript has 17 exons.